AUGGAGUACGCACGCUUGACCGCUUUCACCAAAACUCGCGGCGCAACCACAACGGCCACCUGCGACCUUAUAAUCGCAGCCUUGUGCGAGGCCAAACGGUACAGAGACGCCUACGACCUCUUCCAUUACUUUUUCAACGAAUCCAACAUCAAACUCAGCGUCCGUUGCUGCAAUCACGUUGUUAAAGCUCUAUGCGACGAUGGUCGUGCCCACGAAGCUCUUCAACUCCAUCACCACAUGCGUAGCGACGGCAAUGCCUCCUUGUGUCUUGAUUAUCAGACAUACCGUAUCUUGACCAAAGGUUUGUGGGAUGCCGGGAAGAUCGGUGAAGCUCUAGAUUUGGUUAAAGAUGUCUUCUCUUUGAGAUUUGCAAAACCAGAGGAUUACGACAUUAUGGUUUCUCAUUUCUUGGAUCAUCAGCAAGAUUUUGACAAAAGCUGGGCGCUUUGUUGUGCCGCUAACCUGGGAAUGAGCGAGCUUAACAAUGGCAACAACAGUUAUCCAACGGUAACCGUGACCGCCAUAACGGUGACUCUCAUUGAGCAUUGUUUCAGUCGACGGCAAGAGGAAACAGCAAUGGAAUUCUACACUGAUUUGUUAGCAAAAAGACCCGUGAUUGAAGAUGCUUCCAUUAAACCACUCUUGGAAGUUUUGUACAAUGGUGUGGACGAGGAUUCAGACCACUCAGAGCCUAUAAAUGCAAUGAUCAAUGAGCUUUUCAAGCUCGGGAUGUCUAAGGAAGCAUUUGAUUCAUUCUUAAAAGUGAGAUCAAAACAGAGAUUCUUUAUGAACAGAUUCACGCAUGUACCUUACGCCAACAUCAUCACGAGGUGUAUCGAAGAUGGGAACUUGUUGUCCAAGGCAGACAUGAUCUUUCGUGAAUUACUCAAGGAUAAUCCAUCGGCUUGCAAGAUUUCAACAUUCGAAGAAAUGAUCAAUGCGUAUCUAAAGGCCGGGAGGCUCCAUGAUGCAUUGAAAACAGCAAACAAGAUGGUGGAUGCAAAUCUAAGCCAAGUUUCUUCAUUAUUAAAGAGUUGA
This is a messenger RNA of Arabidopsis lyrata subsp. lyrata, 1038 nucleotides long. Its product is annotated as pentatricopeptide repeat-containing protein At3g60980, mitochondrial. The coding region runs from base 1 to 1038 and encodes 345 amino acids. Gene Ontology annotation, cellular component: chloroplast. The transcript is spliced from 2 exons. Lineage: Eukaryota; Viridiplantae; Streptophyta; Magnoliopsida; Brassicales; Brassicaceae. Gene Ontology annotation, molecular function: protein binding. The record is from RefSeq and is a predicted model, not a curated record.